AUGGCCGACCUCACAUCAUCUCUCUCCGUUCUUACGGAAAACCCCGCGAUGGCAAUCGUGAACGACCUUUACACCUCGUUCUCGGAGCGUCGGGCGUUGCUGAACCUGCCUAACCCCGGUACUGUGGACAACAUCGCGCGUGAGGUGCAGAAGGAGGUUCUGCUGUCCAAUUUCAUGUUCUCCGGCCUCCGUGCCGAUUUGACCAAGGUCUUUGGCAUGUCUCCUCUCUUCCGCGUGUCCCAUGCCUUCUCAAUGGGAGGCUCGGGCAAUCUGCCGCCCUACGCCUUCUCCUCGAUGUACGGCAGCCCCAAGGUCUUCAUGCAAGGUAACCUCGGCAGUGACGGCACCCUCUCCGCCGUCUACAAUUGGCGCUGGAACCAGGCCCUUGUCACCAAGACCAAUGCUCAGAUCAUGCCCGGUGGUGGCCAAGGUCUGAUGCAGAUCGACAAUGACUACACUGGCAAGGAUUUCUCUGCAUCUCUGAAAGCAUUCAACCCAUCCUUCCUCGAGGGCGGUUUGACUGGUAUCUUCGUUGGUAGCUACCUGCAGUCCGUCACCCCCGGCCUCGCUCUCGGUUUCGAGGCGAUUUGGCAGCGCCAGGGUCUGAAUGCUCGCCCCGAGACCGCUCUCUCGUACUGCGCCAAGUAUAAGGGUGACGACUGGAUUGGUACCGCUCAGUUGCAGGCUCAGGGCACCUUUGCCGCUACCUACUGGCGUAAGCUGUCCGAGCGCGUUGAGGCUGGUGUCGACAUGAAUCUCCAGUUCGCCCCCAACGCCGCUGCAAUGAUGAUGGGUGGCCCGAGCCGCGAUGGUACCACUGCUAUUGGUGCCAAGUACGACUUCCGCGCCUCUUCCUUCCGCGCUCAGGUUGACAGUGCUGGUAAGGUCAGCUGUCUGUUGGAGAAGCGCAUCGCCAUGCCCAUUUCUUUGACUUUCGCUGGUGAGAUUGACCAGGCCAAGCAAACGGCCAAGGUUGGCCUUGCUGUCUCUUUGGAGAUUGCUGGCGAGGAGUUGAUGGAGCAGCAGGAGAAGGCUGACCCUAACAUGAUGCCCCCUCCUUUCUAA
Molecule: messenger RNA, 1065 nt
Organism: Penicillium oxalicum
Lineage: Eukaryota; Fungi; Ascomycota; Eurotiomycetes; Eurotiales; Aspergillaceae
Gene: tom40
Product: TOM complex pore protein TOM40
Exons: 3
Coding region: 1-1065 (354 amino acids)
Biological process (GO): protein import into mitochondrial matrix
Cellular component (GO): mitochondrial outer membrane translocase complex; mitochondrial outer membrane
Molecular function (GO): transmembrane protein transporter activity
Source: RefSeq, a predicted model, not a curated record